GCAAAAGGAAGAUUGAGAGACGGGCUCAGAAGCUGCUGCGCCAUUUGAAUAUCCAAUCUCCGUUCAAGGCCAUGUUUGCUUGCAGGCACUUCAUAUCCGCGCAGUCAUGGGAAAUUCUAGCGCGAAGGAAGAUAGAUUCUCAGUUGAAGAUUGAAGGAUAACCUGGGCCACCAGCUGCUUGGUGAUACGAUGUAGGACCACUCUCGCUAAAAAAGGUAAAUGGAGAACUUGGACCGUUGUCUUCGCGAUGGAUAUCUUUGAGCUAAAGCGCCUUUUCUUUAUAUCCACUAUAUUGUAAAUUGCUUUCUAUGGCGAAGAGCAUUUUCGAAGCCGAAGACCGGAGAAGCUCUAGUGUGGAAAAUAGGUUUGGGCGCUUUACCCUCUCUUUCGUGCAGCAUGCAUGUGUCCACACUGCAACUCAGUGUAGACGUGGCAAGCCCCGAUGUCCUUAUCAAAAUGAAGUAUGCUUACGUGGCUUUAGUGACGCUGUGGGCUUAUGACUACGUCAUCACAUUGGAUGAAGAGCUGCCAUUUAUUACCACCUCGACCUGGAGAAUUGCCAAAUAUCUCUAUCUCGUGUGUCGAUAUGUGCCUUUCCUUUAUCUAUCGGUAGUUUCAAGCCGGUCAUUGGCGGGCUAUCCAUCGCUCAGCAUGUGUCAAACGUUAUACUCCGUGAAUUCAUAUGUCGGUAUCCUGAUCAUCGUUUCAGCAGAAAGCAUAUUUUUCGUACGCACAUAUGCCAUUUGGGAGCGUUCCAAACGGGUAUUAUGGGCGUUCGUUGCCACUGUCAUUUUUAUCGUCACGCCCGUAGUUGGCAUUCUUGUGAAAUAUAAUUCCUCGACAACCGUCACCAAUUGGAUCGCCACCGGGGUGCCGGGCUGUUCGAAGACGGGUGAAACUUCUGCUGUACUUUAUGUGUAUGUCCUCAUGGUCAUCGCCGAGUUAGAAAUAUUGUGCUUGACAUUGUAUCGAGCCAUUGCUAAAUACCGACGCGAACGGCGUGCCAACGUGCUCAGGGUCCUUGUACAGCAUAACGUAUUCUACUUCAUCGGUGGGGUUGGAUCGUCUAUUGUGCUCAUCAUUGCGAUUGCGAUAUUCCCUCCAUCAUACUCUGAUGUAGUGUCCAGCAUGCAAAUUACCGUCCAUGCCGCGUUGGUCACGAGAAUGCACCGAACACUAUGGAGAUACAAUGAACACUAUGCUCAUUCAGAUGAAUUUACCCUGACCACAUUCAGUGCUCCUCCACCAUUACGGACUGUGCAAAGUGCAGUUGGUUAUUACAUGGAGGAACCUUUUGGGAGAUAAAGAUCGGGAUCAACCCCUAUGAACAACAUACGACCAUUCCGACGUCAAUGCAUGAUGAUACUACCCUCUUUUCCGAAUGGAGGUACAAUGCCGUGUUUUUUCUUGACAAGGCCUCUCGCUUAGACAUGGGAGCGUGCACGGCAGUGAUCUUCGAUUAUCUCCAGCAUUAGAUUUGCUGUUUUAGUUAGAGCUCCAUAGACCGCAAACCAUCGGACGUGGACUCAGUUAACGUCAGAUGAUUUGAUCUACAUAGCCAUUUCAUUGUGUUCAUCUUUCGGGUUUGUGGAGAGGAUACGAUGUAAUGGAUGGAAAUCAAAGGUCAUAACCGCGGAAA
This is a messenger RNA of Suillus subalutaceus, 1639 nucleotides long. RefSeq lists its product as uncharacterized. The transcript is spliced from 16 exons. The record is from RefSeq and is a predicted model, not a curated record. Bases 397 to 1305 code for a protein of 302 amino acids. Lineage: Eukaryota; Fungi; Basidiomycota; Agaricomycetes; Boletales; Suillaceae.